CAGGCAUCCGGUGUCGGAGUGAACCCCGAAUGUCUCGAGGCCUACCAGGAACUCAAGUUGCGCAAGACGAUGAAAUACAUAAUCUUCAAUUUGAACAAGGACAACACGGAGAUCAUCGUUGAGAAGAAAUCGGAUUCAAGCAACUACGAGGAGUUUUUGGCUGACCUGCCGGAGAACGAGUGCCGAUGGGCCGUGUACGACUUCGAGUACGAGAAGGAGGGUGGUGGAAAGAGGAACAAGCUUUGCUUCAUUGCCUGGUCGCCCGAUGAUUCAAAGAUCAAGCAGAAGAUGUUAUUCGCCUCGUCGAAAGAUGCGCUUAGGAAGACGCUAGUUGGUAUCGCUGCUGAGAUUCAGGGUACUGAUCCCAGCGAAGUUGCGCAAGAAACGGGUUAG
Messenger RNA from Gloeophyllum trabeum ATCC 11539, 393 nucleotides. RefSeq names its product actin depolymerizing factor. Lineage: Eukaryota; Fungi; Basidiomycota; Agaricomycetes; Gloeophyllales; Gloeophyllaceae. Gene Ontology annotation, molecular function: actin filament binding. The record is from RefSeq and is a predicted model, not a curated record. The annotation marks the transcript as partial. The transcript has 2 exons. Gene Ontology annotation, biological process: cell motility; actin filament depolymerization; actin filament severing. Gene Ontology annotation, cellular component: actin cortical patch; actin cytoskeleton; cytoplasm.